Messenger RNA from Solanum dulcamara, 876 nucleotides. RefSeq lists its product as uncharacterized. The transcript has a single exon. Gene Ontology annotation, biological process: root development; shoot system development. NCBI's taxonomy places the organism in Eukaryota, Viridiplantae, Streptophyta, Magnoliopsida, Solanales, Solanaceae. Bases 1 to 876 code for a protein of 291 amino acids. The record is from RefSeq and is a predicted model, not a curated record.
AUGACAAUCUCAUCUAAAUCUAAAAGUCUAUUAUUUCCUAUUAGAUCCAUUAGCUUGCCUACAAGAUUACAUCCUAAUGGCCUAAAAAUUGAAGAUGAAUUAAACAGGCUGAAAAACUCUGAAACGUCGUCGCAUAGUGAAGAAACAAUUCAGGCUGGUAUUGUUGGGCUUGUAGAAUUAUACAAUUCCUUUCAGGAACUAAUCCAGUGUCCAAACACACAAAAAACUCUUGUCCAACAUCAAAAUGGGGCUUUUGUAGAAGAGGCAUUAGAGGGAUCACUUGAGUUACUUGACUCAUGUGCUACAAUUAGAAACUUAUUUUGUACUAUUAAGGAACAAGUGCAACAUCUACAGUCAGCCUUACGACGAAAAGGCGGAGAUUCAAGCAUUGAAAGGGACAUUGGAAAUUAUUAUAUCCUCAGGAAGAAAAUGAAAAAGGAGAUCGGAAAAAACUUGAGGAAAUUGAAACAUAUGGAGAACAGAGUUGGAUCAUCUCUGUUUUUGGACAUUGAGCAACACUUAAGACAAGUAACAGGAAUAACUAUAUCAGUUUUUAAAGCCCUCUUGGUAUUUUUGUCCUGCCAAGAUACAAAAAUUAAGCCUAGAGGAUGGUCAAUGAUUUCGAAAUUGAUGAUCACAAAAUCAGCGUCUUGUCAAAGUAGCCAAUUUUUUAAUGACCUGGGGAAUGUUGAUGUAGCUCUUGGCGAUCUUCGCGAAGAGAUCAAGAGCAGUGAUGCUAAAGUUGAUGUCAAUAUUGCACAAAGGAGAUUACAGAUGCUUGAUGACAACAUAAAGGGAUUUGAAGCUGGAUUAGAAAGUUUGUAUAAGCAAUUGAUCCAAACUAGAGUUUCAUUUCUUAAUGUUUUAGCACUUUAA